Molecule: messenger RNA, 579 nt
Organism: Pollicipes pollicipes
Lineage: Eukaryota; Metazoa; Arthropoda; Thecostraca; Pollicipedomorpha; Pollicipedidae
Product: alpha-2-macroglobulin-like
Exons: 5
Coding region: 1-579 (192 amino acids)
Cellular component (GO): extracellular region
Source: RefSeq, a predicted model, not a curated record
AUGACGGCGUACAUGGUGCUCUCCCUGGUCCAGCUCUCGGGUCAGGAGAACAUGGAGCAGGCGGCGCGAGCCGUCAAAAGGAUCAACAGGCAGCGCAACAGUCUGGGCGGCUUCAUCUCCACACAGGAUACGAUCGUGGCGCUACGGGCACUAACGGAGUUUGCCAAACGUACUUUCUCCUCGGAAUUGUCCACUCGCGUGACAGUCAGUGCUGGUGGAACUCCUUCCACACUCGUGGCGGACUCGUCCAACCGACUUCUGCUGCAACAAGAAAAAGUGGCCGAUUUUGAGCUGCCAGCUGAGGUCAUCUUUACCAUCAGCCCGGCCGGCUGCGUCAUCUACCGCACCAGCUUCCGCUACUCCAGCCGCGCUCGAGUGCCGAAGCCGGCCUUCUCGUUGGCGAUGACUUCUGAGGUUCGUCCCAGCCGUUCUCCAGGCAGUUCGUAUAACCUGGAGGUGUGCUUCGCCUACAUCGGGGACUCUGGCGGAUCAGAUCGUGUCGUGCUGGAGGUGGAGAUGCCCUCGGGCCAUAUCGCCAUCAGCAGCACACUGAGACGUCUCCGAAAAACCGGCGCCUGA